This is a messenger RNA of Mesorhabditis spiculigera, 1461 nucleotides long. The record is from the annotation of a GenBank genome assembly. Lineage: Eukaryota; Metazoa; Nematoda; Chromadorea; Rhabditida; Rhabditidae.
AUGAAGACGCACGAUGGGAGGGCGGAUAUGACCAACUUUGAGAUGGACCUUUUUGAUACGAGGAUGAUGAGACCGACGGAAAAGGAGGAUGGUGAUGGAUGUUGUAGUGGACGUCGGAAUCAUCGUGUUGUCGGUCCUGCUUGCCUGCCAAUUACGAUCGUUGCCUUACUUAUCAUUACUCUGGUAUUUGUUCCCCUAUUCAACGAUGACGAUCUCGAAGCAGCCGACAAAUUCCUACUCCAAAAUAUUUGCACAAAAAGCUGCGACGUGGAAUUGACCGAAACGAUGCCGAGUGGAUUGGUGUAUAAAACAGGGCCCACCCAUCCGCAAACCUACAAAACGUGGGUGGAUCUGAUAAACCGCGCUGAAAAAUACCUGGACAUUGCGCAGAUGUACUGGGAAUUGAAUUCCACUGAAUACCCGACGGCUGCUUAUGGACGUGAAGUUUUUGAAGCCCUCAUCCGAGCUUCCAGAGAUCGGGGUGUAAAAUUGCGAAUUACCCAAUCACCACCCACAAAACAAUUCCCACAAACCGAUACUCAAUGGCUGGAAGAGCAGGGACUGGCCAAAGUUCGUAGUGUGGAUAUGACACGCUUGGUUGGCGCUGGGAUCCUGCACACCAAAUUCCUGGUCUCCGAUAUGCAACAUGUCUACGUUGGGAGUGCGAAUGGGGAUUGGAAGAGUUUGGCCGAGGUGAAAGAAAUGGGAAUUGUGGCUCGGAAUUGCCCGUGUCUGGCUACUGAUGUCUACCGUGUUUUUGCUGUCUAUUGGCGGCUUGGCGAUAAGGAUGCAAAAGUUCCGGCUCAAUGGCCUAUCAGUUUUAGAACACCAUACAACGCUGAAAAACCGAUGGAAGUACUGUAUAAUAACAAAAAGAUGUCGACAUUUGUCUCGAGCUCCCCAGCCGGCUUCAACCCAAAAGGCCGUGAGCACGACCUGGCCUCCAUCGUGGGAGUGAUUCGGACCGCAAACCGUACCGUGUCUAUUUCUGUAAUGGACUACCUCGCACAAACUAUUUAUCUAAAAUCGAAUAUCUUCUGGGCACCAAUUGAUGACGCUAUCCGAGAUGCCGCUUUUCGUGGUGUUCAUGUGAGGAUGUUGCUAUCACGGUGGAAUCAUACAAAACCGGAAAUGGACGCUUACGCUAGAUCCCUCUUGGCUUUUAAUGGUGUUCUAAAUGCGACAAAACGACCGACAGAUCAUGGUUUAAUCGAAGUGAAGCACUUCGUUGUCCCAGCCACAAAAGAACAGGCCCGAAUCCCCUUUGCUCGAGUCAACCAUGCAAAAUUUAUGGUUACAGAGGAUGUGGCUUACAUCGGAACAUCAAACUGGAGCGGUGACUACUUUAUAAAUACCGCGGGUGUCGCGGUCAUUAGCCGAAAAGCGGAGAAUGGGACUAUUGUCGAAGAUCUGCAAGCUGUUUUCGAUCGAGAUUGGGAAUCCGAGUACGCUAGUUUCCUA